Messenger RNA from Pestalotiopsis fici W106-1, 1530 nucleotides. RefSeq lists its product as uncharacterized. Lineage: Eukaryota; Fungi; Ascomycota; Sordariomycetes; Amphisphaeriales; Sporocadaceae. Bases 1 to 1530 code for a protein of 509 amino acids. The record is from RefSeq and is a predicted model, not a curated record. The transcript is spliced from 2 exons.
AUGUUGACAAAACACUUUCAAAACUAUAGACCCGAUGGUCUCAUCGAGGGGCUCGGUCUCAAGACACUGUUCGCCUUCUUCUCCGCCAAGGCCAUGCGCGGAGGCCCACGCCUGCUGCCUCAAAUUGCGAUAUGCGUGGUGAUCCUCAUCGCACUGACGAAAUUGCUACCCACGAGAUUUUCCGACAUUGCUUUUGGUUCGGGUUAUACGAGGAUUCUCAAAUGGAGGCCGACGUCUUCAUACGACGACGGCAGUAUUGGUGGUGGCAUUAGGGUGGUGGUUUUUGGUGGAGGCGACAUCACCACCCCAAACAAGAGACAGGAAGAGACUGGUUUCGAGGACAAGUCAUGGACUGAUGUUCUCUGCGAGCAGCUCGAUCACUGCAAUGCGCACCUGUCUUACACCCCUCAAACUGAUGCUCACGGAGGCUCGAUUAUUUCCAACGAUGUCUAUGGCCAGACCCUCGAUGUGAUCACCUCCUGGCCAAAUGUUACCCAAGGUUCCGGCUACGAUUACACUUGGAUGCCCGAACAGUAUCCUGUGCCCACGCAUCUGCCCGACCUGGAACAGCAAAUCAACACGUUCCUAGGAACACCGCCGCCCCGCAACCCUCCCCGUGAGACUCUGUGGGUCUUCAACUAUGGAUAUUGGGAAGUCUGGAAGCUCGCAACCAUGCCCCGAGAGAUCGCAAAGGAGCUACUGGAGAGGCAAGCAGAGCAGCUUUUCUUGCAGAUCGAAAGGCUGUACAGCAUGGCCAAGGAGGAUACUUCGAUUGCUUACUCUGACUACUACACCAUGGCAAACAUCACCGCGCCUGAGAGUGCAACAGAUCAACCUGUCCUCUUGGAUGUGCCAGCCGAGCCUUUCCGCAUCUUCAUUCCUUCCUUGUUCGACAUUUCACUGACACCUGGCUUUGAGACUGCUCGACCUGCACCGCCCCACCCUCACAACAAAGCCAAGGAGAUGGGCAACGCAGCCUAUCUUACCCAAGAGUGGGAGAAUAUGGUUGCCGACUGGAUUGAUUCUUGGGUCUCGAUUCCGGACCCGGUCAUCAACGAGACCACACAGGAGACAGCUCUCGUCAAGAGAAAUGAUGCCUCUGGUCGCACUGUCUACGUCCCGAAUGCUCGCCGGGAAGCCAUCACGCAGGACACUCCCAAGUACAUCAAGGAGCUGAUUGUUGAUCGUCAACUCCAUGACUCUGAGCUCGUGGACCACAAUGGACUCGGCUCAAAGCCCAUCGAAGACGGCUUCCUCGAGGUCUGGGAGCCUUGCAUGCCAGUAAACAUGAAGGCCAACACGACUUCUAUCACGAAAGAAAAGACUCUCGCGGGUGGUCAAACGCCCAGCGGCAUCUGCUCGUUGCCUAACGAGCACUUGUUCUGGACCGAAUUUACUCUUGGCCAGCGCGCAAUCACCGAGAUUGGCAAGACGGCGGCAAACCGGUUUAGGAUGCACGUCGCCAAGGGUGUAAACUGGUUGAAGAAGGCGCAAGAGACGGAAUUGACUCCCCGGGAGUUUCAUGGUUGA